GUCAUUCUUAGCAUUGAGAUGGUGCUGGGAAUUCUGGGAAAUGGCCUGAUCCUGAUUGUUAAAAUAAUGUGUAGGAAUCAAUAUCAGUGUGUUUACUGGCUCCCAUUUGUCAGUCUCACACUCUCUGACUUGUGUUGUGCCAUGCUGAUCAUGACCAGUUCUUUACUGGCUGUCCUGACCGGAGGUCAGAGUUCACCAUGGUGUGAGGUGGUCAGCCUGUUCAAGUUCACCUUCAUCACAUCCUCCAUUGGAAGCAUAGCUCUGCUCUGUGUCCAGCGAUAUACUGGCCUGCCCUCUACUAGAAGAUGCUUCUCUGUCAUCGUAAUAUUGGCAUGUUUGGCUACCUGGUUGUUAGGUGCUGUGUUUGGCGUGGUUCCAGUGAUCUAUGAUUGGGUUAGGUUUGACCCUGCAGAGAUGCUGUGUGCUGUGUUUUGGGAGAGCAGUUACUCCGACAUGAUGAUUUACAUCCUCUCCUCCUUAGCAGUCACGAUAUUCCCAUCUCUGCUGCUCAUUAUCGCCUGCUUCUUUUUAACUUGGGCUGGCUAUGGAAGAACUGUGCCAGUCAGACUGAUUUGUCAUCUGUCACGUCACUGUUGGUGGGAACUUAUCUGUUCUGCUAUACUCCUUUUGCUGUGUCAGAGCUGAUUCUUCUUGGGAGGCUGGAUCUGUCACCAUCUCCUGAGUGGCUGAGAACAU
This is a messenger RNA of Silurus meridionalis, 696 nucleotides long. RefSeq lists its product as uncharacterized. Gene Ontology annotation, cellular component: membrane. The transcript is spliced from 6 exons. Gene Ontology annotation, biological process: G protein-coupled receptor signaling pathway. The coding region runs from base 19 to 645 and encodes 208 amino acids. Lineage: Eukaryota; Metazoa; Chordata; Actinopteri; Siluriformes; Siluridae. The record is from RefSeq and is a predicted model, not a curated record. Gene Ontology annotation, molecular function: G protein-coupled receptor activity.